Silurus meridionalis is the source of this 1647-nucleotide messenger RNA. Its product is annotated as eukaryotic translation initiation factor 4 gamma 3-like. The transcript is spliced from 12 exons. Bases 377 to 1009 code for a protein of 210 amino acids. Lineage: Eukaryota; Metazoa; Chordata; Actinopteri; Siluriformes; Siluridae. The record is from RefSeq and is a predicted model, not a curated record.
UAAAAGACCUCUAAUUGAUGCUGCACAGCACAAACACAACAAAACACAAUCCCUCAUCGCUUGUGCAUUGGAAACUCUUCAUGAUGCCAGUUAUGAUUUAUUAUCUACUAACUGGGUUUCUGCACUACUUAAAGGGAGUUGUAAACUUCCUAGUCUGACAGAUGAGGUAAAAUCGGUUACAUCUGUGUUUUGUGUAAACAAGUCCUUAUCAGAGACGUUUCUGUCUGUGAUUUUGGACAAGAUCGAGGCAGAGAAAGAGUCUAUGAGACAUGAACUCCUGCAGUCUAUCUGUAGGGGUUAUGUAGCCUUAUGUGAACAGUGAGGAGACUCUCAUAAAGCUCAUGCCCUCGCCUACAGACUUCUUAAAGAAGCCCUGAUGAAGUCUGAUGACCUGAAGAGGGUGGAGCUGAGACUUCAUGCAGCAGACGGACUUCUGAGGAGGAACAUCAGCACCACACGAGAGGUGAGGACUCGUUCGAGUUGCAAACGGUGGAGUUUGAGGUGGAGGCUUUGGAGAAACAGGCAAAGCAUGCCCAGCUGCGAGAGCGGAAAGCGGCGCUGGAAACAUCCCGGGCGGACGCUCACUCGUCCCAGGCCCAGCGCACCUACAACGCGGCCCGCCCAGGUAUCGUUUACUCCGGCACCGGUGCACCACGGACCCUGGAUGCUGCAGCAGCGGAAGACACGAGCCAAGCCCCCGUCGAGGACGUCUCCCCCGCCACCACCACCGGCCUUCGAGAUCUCGACUGAGAACCGCUUUGCCCCUCUCCGCGAGACGGAACGCCAUACUGUAAUUCUUGGUGAUUCCAUCUUCCGGGCUUUCCACGCUACCGGAGCCAAAGCGAGUCUUCUCAAAGGGAAAGUACCCGUAUUAUUACAGUGCUCCAGUACAUGUGGUGCCUCCUCAGCAGUACUCAGUCCAUCCCACAGGAUUCAAUACAUGCUACACUGUACUCCCUGGACCUACUACCCCAACAAAUGUGUCGGCUGCAGGGAUGUUAUUCUAUAAUGAUCAGGCCGUGUACAACCAGACUCCAUUCACAAUGGUUCCUCCACUGCAGCAACAUCCAUCUACCAAGAGGAAGAGGAAAACAUCGUUGUCCGAGAUCCUGACCAGGACAACAAGGACAUCACUGAGGAGUUCAUAUCAGAAGCUGGCAGGAGUUGGAACCCCACUCUGCCAGUGGGAAAUGUCUUUUCCGUCUCUAUGCCUCUGCAGCAACUGAACCAAAUGGUGGAAAAUGAGCGUGUCUAUUAUGGGGACAGAGCUCAGGGCCCCCCUGCUCCUGCCGACUUGAAACUAGAUGAACAGCUUUAGAGUUAUUCAGUAAAAUAUGCUGCAUUAGAUGACGCUGAAAAGCCUACCUCUUUAGCUGAGCCCGGUCCUGCACAAGCCGUCACACCAAACCAGAUAAAACAGAGCCUGUGCAAGUGCCCCCAGAGGUUCCAGUUUCUGCUCUAUUCGCCAUCGAUGAGCCGGCCGAAACAGACACGGCUCCUCGUCCUGACGACUCCCAAUCGCUUAGAGAGCAGAAACACCAGCAGAUGAGAUCGAAGCGCAGGAAGCCGAGCCGCCGAAGAAUGAACCCGAGCCCAGCUCUGAGGAUGAAAGCAACGAUGGGGUCCUUUCACCUGUCGAAGUGCCCA